AUGGAAGACGCCGUGUUCCCAGCAACGCUGCGACAACUUGACGUGUCAUCGACGCCUAUUGCAAACUGGGGGAACUUUACACCGCCGACGGACUUGUCCGACCUGAUGGUACAGGACAGCUCGAUUGAGCGACUUGGACCAGCGAAUUUCAGUGCGUGCGACCGGUCAUUUACAAUGGAUUUUUCAGGAAACAGCAUCACUACAAUUCAAGGAGUGAAAUUCCCACCCAACCUCCGCACCUUAUUUCUUAACGGGAGUAGAGUGACACAAUUCGAAGUGUGCAAGUCCGAUGUGCAGGUUCUUGAGCAGCUUCAGGCCUUCAACGUCACUUCUCUCAGUCUAUCCGAUGACUCGUGCUCACAUGGUGCCAUCCAGACACCAAUAAUGAUAGCGAACUCCAGCUACUCUCUCUGCGUACUGACAGAUGCCACUUUCGACGACAAGUAUCGAGCCCGUAAAGUCUCCUCGUCCACCUCUCUCACCACGCUGCUAUUGCUGCUGUUCUCCGUCGCGUCCGCAGUCUUCAUUCUGUUGAUGCUCUUCGCUAUUAAGCGAAAGAUUAUUGAUGAGCGUCGAGCGAAGGCAGCGCGUGCUGAGAAACUCGAGACUGAGCACCCAACGAAUGACGGAAGCAGCGAAGACGAAGAGAGCGACAAGAUGAAGAUGAGUUCCGCUAUUCUAACCGAUGACGUUCGCAGCGAUCCCGACUUUGAGCGCUACCGUAUCCCUCAACACGACCUCGAGGUUAUAAAGCAAUUGUCCAAAGGAGCUGGUGGCGUUGUGCACCUCGCAAAGUGGAAACCAAAGAACGAACAAGUCGUGGUAAAGCGUGUGUCCCCCGAGAAAUCCAAAAGUGUCCGCGAACUGCAGCGUUUUACCCGGGAAAUCCGUCUGUAUGGCAGUUUAAAACACCCCAAGAUCGUAACGUUCCGAGGCAUCGCCUGGUCCUCCCUGGCUGACUUGUCACUCGUGCUCGAGUACAUGCCCAAUGGAGAUCUGGCGCAGUUUUUAGAGAGACAGCAGAUGCUGGACAGUCAACGUCGAGGAUGGAGCUGGUCGACCGACGAGGACUCUGGUUUUAAACACAGCAAGUUGACGGUGGCUCUGGACGUUGCUGAUGCUCUGGUGUAUCUGCACUCGUUCGCAGAGCCCAUAAUGCAUCGCGACCUGAAGGCUCAGAACAUUUUACUCAGUAACAAAUGGGUGGCCAAAAUCAGCGACUUUGGAGUCAGUAAGAGACGCAAGCAGCGCAAUGAACAGCGGGGCGUGUCUUCUGGUGGACCUCAGACGGCGGAGGUGGGGACUGCUGCGUGGAUUGCACCUGAAGUGAUCAAAGGCGCCCGGUACGACCAGAAGGCGGACAUCUAUUUCUUCGGCGUGGUGAUGUGUGAGCUGGAUACCUGUUCAAGGCCGUACGCUUUGGGCGUUGCUAACUCACAUUCUGCUUCGGGGAUGACGUCGUUCACGUCUUUAAAUGAUGAAGAAGUCAAAAGUUUAUUGUCAUCUAACGCCACACUGGCGUUGGCUGUGAGCGAGAAAGGAGUGAUGCCAGCGUUCCAUUCGGAUUGUCCGCGAGCGAUUCUCGACCUGGCGCGGAUGUGUUUAAGCUAUGACCCGGAGGAGCGACCGACAGCGAAGGAACUUUGGCGCUUGUUACAGGACCUGACUGCACCUGGAGCUUUACUGACGACCUCACGCAAGGCGACGUUGACUGAAUCGCUCCGACGAGUAAGUACGAGUGCGUGAGGGUAAGUGCUUGGUGCAAAAUGUAGGCUAUAGGUUUCAUCUACAAACAUGCUUUAUUGCCUCGCUCUUAUGAUCGGAGACCACGCCGAUGUACGCCUGAUAUGCACAGAGAUAAAGAACUCGAUUUCCGAUCUAAGAUGUGGGUGCGGCCGGUGGUUCAGUCUCCUCAGCUCCAGAAGCGGCGGGUGCUUGAGUCUCCUCGGCACCGGACGCAGCGGGGGCUUCGGGCUCUUCAUCGCCAGAAGCGGCCGGCGCAGAGCCGUCACCGGACGCAGGUGCAGGAGCAGGAGCAGAGCCAUCGCCAGAAGCCGGGGUUUCCGGUUCAUCGUCACCAGAAGCGGCCGGCGCUGAGCCAUCACCGGAUUCGGGGGCCGGCGCAGAACCAUCACCAGAC
Molecule: messenger RNA, 2140 nt
Organism: Phytophthora nicotianae INRA-310
Lineage: Eukaryota; Oomycota; Peronosporomycetes; Peronosporales; Peronosporaceae
Product: TKL protein kinase
Exons: 6
Coding region: 1-1746 (581 amino acids)
Biological process (GO): protein phosphorylation
Molecular function (GO): protein kinase activity; ATP binding
Source: RefSeq, a predicted model, not a curated record